AGUCGCCCGUCACACGUUGAUCGGUUCGGACGUCUGUCACGCUCACAAGCGCGACCAACCAACCAUGCGGUGAAGUGAAACUGUCAAACGUGAUCCCAUUCCGUACAUUGUGAACUCUUACGUUCAAAUUAUACACGCGUGGUGAUUUGUGUACACGAAGUGCUGCCACAGAUUUCGAAAAUUGGAUUAUACAGACACAUUAUGGCCUUAGCUAGGUAUAAUCAGCAGAGCGCGCGCUCGCCUUGGCUAAAGCUCGGGUCGGGCAGCGAGUGCGGCGGCGGAGGGUCGGGCGGCGGCGCGGCCGCUCCGCAGUCGGCGCGCGUCACGUCCAACGGCGCCGGCGGCAUGGCGGUGAGCCGCGUGCCCAGCCCGUUGCACGACGGGAACACCCCCGUCGCCGAGAACUGGUGCUUUACACAGGUGAAGGUGGUGAAGUUUAGUUACAUGUGGACUAUAAACAAUUUUAGUUUCUGUAGAGAAGAGAUGGGUGAAGUGUUAAAAUCAUCGACAUUCUCUGCCGGUGCUAGUGACAAGUUAAAAUGGUGUCUUCGCGUGAACCCAAAAGGUCUAGACGAAGAGAGCAAAGACUACUUAUCGUUAUAUUUAUUAUUAGUGUCGUGUAAUAAAUCAGAAGUACGGGCAAAGUUCAAGUUUUCAAUAUUAAACGCGAAGCGAGAAGAGACCAAGGCGAUGGAGUCGCAGCGAGCGUACAGAUUUGUUCAAGGAAAAGAUUGGGGUUUCAAAAAGUUUAUCAGAAGAGACUUCCUGCUAGACGAGGCAAACGGCCUGCUACCCGAGGACAAGUUGACGAUAUUUUGCGAAGUGUCGGUGGUCGCAGACAGCAUUAACAUAAGCGGCCAGAGCAAUGUGGUACAAUUCAAGGUGCCCGAGUGCCGGCUGUCCGACGACCUCGGCGCCCUGUUCGACAAUGAGCGCUUCUCCGACGUCACGCUGGCCGUCGGCGGCCGGGAGUUUCAGGCGCACAAAGCAAUCUUAGCAGCGCGAAGUCCUGUGUUCGCGGCUAUGUUCGAACAUGAAAUGGAGGAAAGAAAAAGAAAUAGAGUGGACAUAACCGACGUAGAUCACGAAGUUUUGCGAGAGAUGCUACGUUUUAUUUACACGGACCGCGCGCCAAAUCUGGACAAAAUGGCCGAUGACCUAUUAGCAGCAGCCGACAAAUACGCGCUAGACAGAUUAAAAGUAAUGUGUGAAGAGGCUCUUUGCUUGAGCCUGUCGGUGGAAACGGCGGCUGACACACUCAUAUUGGCGGACCUACAUUCAGCAGACCAGCUCAAAGCUCAGACCAUUGACUUCAUCAACACGAGUCACGCGACGGAUGUUAUGGAUACUGCCGGUUGGAAAAACAUGAUCUCGUCACAUCCACACCUCAUAGCGGAGGCUUUCCGAGCUCUCGCCACACAACAGCAACAAAUCCCCCCAAUCGGACCGCCUCGUAAAAGAGUGAAACAAGCCUAGGAUUCGAUUCACACCCUACGUAAUACCAAAGACACGCGCGGGACCCAACCCUUCCACUACUACGCGGAUUGAAGGGUCUGAAGCAUACAUUUCUAGCCAACCCAAGCGUGCUGUGAACUGUUUAAUAUAGUGAGUGCCCGGUUGUGUUGCAUUAGUGAAAUGGACACUAUACUGCAGUUGAACACUAUAAAGCACAUUGGAUUCAGUGGAAGAUAUAAUUUCAUUAUAACAAUUAAGUGGUAAAGCAGAUUCCUAAUAUAAUAAAUGCAAUUUUAUGCAAGACAUUGUUGAGUACAGACCAUGAAACUACAAAACUGCUGAAGCAGCAAUGCAUCAUUUUAAUUGUCAUGGUGUAGGCUGAAAUACCUGUUGUGAAUUGUCAUUAGUAAAUUUAUAAAUGAAAACUUUUGAAUUGAAUAUUAUUGCAUAGCCACUUAAAAGAUGUGAAACUAAUGUAACCACUAAUUGAAUCAGUGUAAAUUGAAUUGCUGAUGAUGUGUUGUCAGGAGUAACAGAUCCCUCUAUAUAUACUGCAGUAGAGUUGUACACCACAUGGCACAUGCUCGAGUUCUACGCCGGCUAACUGUAUUGUUACUAUAUAGAAUAAACGCAGUGUAUUUGUGCUGUGAGUGAGAUUGGCCUGUGGAUGUGUUCGUAUAAUUAGUUGUGAAUCCAAGGAUUCAUCCCUUUCAUUUACUAUGAUUGAUCUCAAGACGAUAUUCGAUCCUAAUAUUUUUUGUCGUUUAGUGGUACCGCUUUUAAAUGAUUACUUUUAAUGUGUAUGUUAAGAAGCUGGACGCUUUUUGCGCGUUGUAGUUUUUGAUGUAGGCUCGGAGUUUAAUAUUUUAUAUACGUCGUUUCUGUGAAAGUUCUUUUACAGUUAUUUUAAAUGUAAAUUAAUAAUAUGUAUAUUCAACCUACACUUCGUAUUUGGUACUUCGUACUGUCUGUGUCAUGAAGUAUUUAAUCACAGACAUUGAUCCCAUUGGCUAACAAUAUUUCCAAAAUAUUCUAAUAGUUUCAUAAUGUGAGAUGCAGUUGAUGUUUUUAUCAGUCCUAUGAAAAUUUAAUUGUUGGAAAGGUCCUUCAAAACAGUACUUUUGAUCAUACUUGAAAGUAGCGCGGUAAUUGAAUGCAAUAAUAAUGUAAAGUUUAUGUCACACAGUUGUGAUCAGAUAUGGUCUGUGCAAUUUGCCUCACACAAAUUUGUGACAAGGCGGAGCUAGUAUAGGCGCUAGUAACUUGGCGCACAUUAUGUACAAAGCUGUGUGACAUAAAAAGUUGUAGGUGACUCGAGUGUUUGUAAUAAGUAUAAUAUUGAAAUUGUUGGUGUUGUAUAUAGAGGAGCUACGAUCCCACCAUUAAAAUAUUUCUAAGUACUAAAUUGUAAGUGGUAUCACAGGUGACACCAAUCUAUUAUUUUAUUGUAACUAUAGGUGUUAUUCCAAUGGACUUAUUGUGAUUUUUUUCAUACAAAUUCCCAUAGAUUUAACAAACAUGCUUUUCCUUUGGUUUGAAUUGUAGAUUGCCUUAAUUUAAACAUUUUGUCAUUGGGUUUUUGCUUCUUUCUUACUUUGCGUCGCCUAGUCGAAGUUUUUAGGUAUUUUUUAUUUUCGUGUAUUUCACAUUGUUUUGAACUAAUAUCAUACUUUAUUUUAAAAAUAAAAUUAACUGUUAAUAAUUUAUCUACUACUUCAUUAUAAAAUCUUUCAUUUCUCUAACAUUCUUAAAUAAAUUUUAUCCUCAUUUAGAUCUAAUAAUUACCCAACAUUAGUAAUAACAUACUGUGGCCAAUAAAAUUAAUAAUAUUUAUAAAAAUACCAUUUUAUACCCACUCCCAAUUUACAUAGCUGGCAGCUGUUGUCAUGUAAUAUGAUAGUUACAAAAACAAUUGUCAGAAAUAUUAACUGUGAUUUUCGAAAUUGUCAAUAAGUUGAGCAAAUAAAUGAAAUGAUG
Parnassius mnemosyne (clouded apollo) is the source of this 3432-nucleotide messenger RNA. Lineage: Eukaryota; Metazoa; Arthropoda; Insecta; Lepidoptera; Papilionidae. The record is from the annotation of a GenBank genome assembly.